Cetraspora pellucida is the source of this 204-nucleotide messenger RNA. NCBI's taxonomy places the organism in Eukaryota, Fungi, Glomeromycota, Glomeromycetes, Diversisporales, Gigasporaceae. The record is from the annotation of a GenBank genome assembly.
AUGGGUUUGGAAAAUGUGCAUUAUAUUAUUUUACUUAAGGAUACUUUAAAUUUAAAUGAUACUGCAUUAAAUCAAGAACAAGAAAAUAAUAUUUGUAGUAUGCUAGCUCAAGAACAAAAUAAUAAUAUUCAUAACAUGCUGGUUCAAGAACAAGAAAAUAAUAUUCAGAUUAUUAAUCUGAAAAUCAUUUCAAUUAAGGGCUAA